Purpureocillium takamizusanense is the source of this 1337-nucleotide messenger RNA. RefSeq names its product Pre-mRNA-splicing factor cwc26 (gene CWC26). Gene Ontology annotation, molecular function: RNA binding. The coding region runs from base 287 to 1279 and encodes 330 amino acids. The transcript has a single exon. Gene Ontology annotation, biological process: mRNA splicing, via spliceosome. Lineage: Eukaryota; Fungi; Ascomycota; Sordariomycetes; Hypocreales; Ophiocordycipitaceae. Gene Ontology annotation, cellular component: U2-type spliceosomal complex; RES complex. The record is from RefSeq and is a predicted model, not a curated record.
CCCUGCUCGAUACCGCCAACGUGUGACGCUGGGGUCCAGAGGUGGCACAACACUUAUUAGAAAGGUCCCUUUCUUUCACUUACGCCCAAGAUUUACCGUUGUUCACGCAUACUACAUUCCGCCCUUCGCGUGAGCGUCACAUCACUGUCUGCGAGCCUGAACGACGACUUGUGCAUUUCUGCCCCAGCCACCAUUUCUAUCCUGUGCAAGCCCAGCGUUUUGUUUCUUCCAGUUCGCGAUCCCAACUUCUCGACGGCGCCCGUGUUCCCCAAUUCCUCGGCCGAACAUGCCGGCAGAUCUUUCAAACUAUCUAGCAUCUCGCUAUCUCGUCGCCGACCCGAAAUCAUCCUCCAAGAAACGCAAGCGAAAGCAUGCUCCGCCGUCCGGGCUACUCAUUACCGACGAUGACGACGCGACAUGGGCCAGCGCUGGCAAGCAGCAAGCAGACGACGACGAGGACGGCCCGGUAACCGUCGCCGGAUCCACCGCAGAGUUUCGCAAGGCCAAAAAAAGCGGCUGGAAAGUGGUCGGCGGACCCAAGGACGCCGCUGGGUCGUCCAACGAUGACACAGCUGCAGCAGAUGCCAUUCUCGCCGCCGUCGCCGCGGAGAACGCGGCCAAGGGGGACGACGACGAGGCACCGGUAGUCGAGGGGGGCGAACCGGCUGUCAAAAUGAGCGACGGAACACACGCUGGAUUGCAGACUGCCGCUGCCGUGUCGGCCCAGCUCAAGAGACGGCAGCGAGAGGAAAACGAAGAAUUCGAGAGGCAUCGCAAGCACGCAAGAGAAGAAGAGACGGUCUACCGUGAUGCCACGGGUAGGAGGAUAGACAUCUCCAUGAAAAGAGCCGAGGCCCGGCGAGCUUUGCUCGAGGCCGAGCGCAAGGAGGCCGAGGCCAAGGAAGCGUUGAAGGGGCAUGUUCAGCUCGAGGAAGCCCGCCAUCGGAGAGAGCUGCUCGAGGAUGCGAAAGUCAUGUCCUUUGCCAGGACGGCAGAAGACGAGGAUAUGAACCGAGAACUAAAGGAAAGGGAACGAUGGAAUGACCCAAUGGCGCAGUUCAUGAGUGAAAGAAGAGCAGCCCCAGGUGCCCGAGGCAAGUCGUCCAAAAAGCGCCCGGUCUACUCUGGCGCCCCUCCGCCCAAUCGUUUCGGCAUCAAGCCAGGCUAUCGGUGGGAUGGUGUCGAUCGGGGUAACGGUUUCGAAGCAGAGCGAUUCAAGGCCAUCAACAGACGGGAGAGGAAUAAGGAUCUCCAGUAUUCUUGGCAAAUGGACGAGUAGGAGGCUCAUGGCGUUUAUUUAAAUGAUACCCAAAAAUAUAUCUUACGUCUAGUCAUUC